CGGGACUAGAGAGAGAGGCAGUCGAAGAGACGCCACCGCGUGGUGGGUACGCCCUGUCUCUUUGGAUACGCGAUACUUCAGGAGUCGAAUCCUCCGAGGCAGAGGUACUGAGAUAUUCCUCCCUGGUGGUGGUGGUGGUGGUGAAGGAUCCCUUUCUUCGGGGUAUGGCACUGACCCGCGAAGGUACCUGUGACUGCAGCCGGUUGCGAUACUGCGGCUGAGUAGUCGAGUAGGGAGUGGGGCCAAGGAUCCCAAUGCGUGUCUUCGGCGAGCGUAAAGAGGACGAAGCGACAGGACUGGAGAAGGCUGUUGAAGGAUUGGGCGAACGACGUCCGAUCGUUGCUGCUCUUCCCGCCUUGGACGAGGGAAUUCUGCCGUCGCUUUCACUAUUUGGCACCUCAGACAUGCUCUCGCUCGUCUGCGGACUCCGACCACCGCCACCGCCACCCGCUUGCUGAACAGGCUGAGGUCCCCGCAAAGCGGAUUUUAAUAUCGGCCGAGGCUGCCUCAUCGCCG
Molecule: messenger RNA, 516 nt
Organism: Stereum hirsutum FP-91666 SS1
Lineage: Eukaryota; Fungi; Basidiomycota; Agaricomycetes; Russulales; Stereaceae
Exons: 2
Coding region: 255-458 (67 amino acids)
Source: RefSeq, a predicted model, not a curated record